Messenger RNA from Rubroshorea leprosula, 1318 nucleotides. The record is from the annotation of a GenBank genome assembly. NCBI's taxonomy places the organism in Eukaryota, Viridiplantae, Streptophyta, Magnoliopsida, Malvales, Dipterocarpaceae.
AUAAAACCCCUGAAUUUCAAUUUUGAAUUGAAUUUGGUUUGCACUCUCCUCACCGACGGCGAUGAGAAGCGUCGCAAAUUUCGAAAGUUCCCGCUUCCCCCCUCUCCCAAAAUUCCUUAGAAUCUCACUGUUGUUCCUUGAGAUGGCUCAUACUAAGCAAACAGCUAGGAAGUCGACCGGAGGCAAGGCGCCGAGGAAGCAACUUGCCGCCAAGGCUGCUCGUAAAUCAGCACCAGCCACCGGAGGAGUGAAGAAGCCUCACCGUUUCAGGCCGGGAACUGUGGCUCUGAGAGAGAUCAAGAAAGCAGUGCAGUCGUUGCUCUCUAGGAGGCUGUCGAGGCGUAUCUCGUGGGGCUCUUUGAGGAUACCAAUCUCUAUGCCAUUCAUGCUAAGAGAGUCACCAUCAUGCCCAAGGACAUUCAGCUUGCUAGGAGAAUUAGAGGUGAGAGGGCUUAGAGGCGUGGUUAAUCAAUGUAAUCCAAUGGAUAUCUGACUUUUGCAUUUGCAAUCGAUUUGUACCUAGAAAUCUCCUACUAUGUGGAUCCAUUUUUAUCUUGAAAUGAAAGUGAUGUACGUCUGUAGAAAUGGGAUGCUUGGUUGAAAUUUGUUUUAGUUCCUAGUCCAUGCCCGUCGUGAAUAUUUCUCUAUACAUGCCCAAAAAUUGAAUUGAAUUUCAAUUUUUUUGUUUUUUUGGUUAUAGGAAGGUUGAAGGUUGAUUUCUAGUUCUGUUAAUUUAUACAGCAAAAGAAAAUGGUAUGUUUUACAUGAAAUACAUGAUUUUUUCUCUCCUCCUCUGUGUUUAAAUUCUUUUUUUAUUUCUGGAUAAAUCUCUUUGGCAUUUCCAGGUUCUGGAUCUCUUACUUCACCUUUCGUAAAGGUUUCUACCACUCUAUCCAGCUUCUCUAGUAGAGCAAUUUCAGUGCCAAUUGAAGCUGGUUUUCUACUGCUCUCAGCCAUAUCUACUUCCCUUGGAAGCUGCUCGUCAGACACUUCAUUAGCUGUUUUCUCUGUGCUGCUCUACUCUUUUGAUAGUGCUACACUUGAUUCCUGAUAUAAGACAGAAACAUGAGAUGUUUAGCUUGAUUUUUUUACAAGUUAUCUUUUUUAUUGGCUGCUGUAGAUCACCGAAGAAGGAAGGAGGAUUGGGUUUACAAGUUACUUACCUCUUCAAUUUGAAUAUCUUUACCUCUUAAGUUUGAAUAUCUUUUGCUAUGGUUUUAAAUGUUGCAUUGUUCUCCUCAGCACCUAGAAAUCCAUUCUUUAGUUGAUCUUCUCAGUUGCUAGCUUUCAUUGUUUUAAAUACAUGAAUGAUAUGUUA